GUGAUAAUGCAUGUCGUGUUAAUAAUGGAGGCUGCAGCACUCUUUGUUUAGCCAUUCCUGGAGGCAGAGUUUGUGCCUGUGCUGAUAAUCAGCUUUUGGAGGAAAACAGUACAACGUGCAUGAUUAAACAUGGAGAAGUGCUACCGCAGUUGUGCAAAGCUGAACAGUUUCAGUGUAACAACAAGCGCUGCAUCCAAGAUCGCUGGCGCUGUGAUGGGGAUGAUGACUGUCUGGAUGGCAGUGAUGAGCAUUCUGAAAUUUGCUUCAAUCAUAGCUGUCCUGAUGAUCAGUUUAAGUGCCAAAAUAAUCGCUGCAUUCCCAAGAGGUGGCUUUGUGAUGGAGCCAAUGAUUGUGGUAAUAAUGAAGAUGAAUCAAAUAAAACCUGUGCAGCAAGAACGUGUCAGGUUGACCAAUUUUCUUGUGGGAAUGGACGCUGUAUUCCGACAUCAUGGCUGUGUGACAGGGAGGAUGACUGUGGAGAUGAAACCGAUGAAAUGAUAUCCUGUGAAACUCCCUCUCCUGGAAGAUGCAAUGGGAAGGAAUUUCAGUGCAGUCCUGAUGGGAACUGUGUUCCUGAGUUGUGGCGCUGUGAUGGAGAAAAGGACUGUGAAGAUGGUAGCGAUGAAAAAGGCUGUAAUGGAACUAUACGACUAUGUGAUGAAAAAACAAAGUUCUCCUGCAAGAGUACAGGGAGAUGCAUUAGCAAAGCGUGGCUAUGUGAUGGCGAUAUUGAUUGUGAGGAUCAGUCUGAUGAGGAUAAUUGCGAGGGUUAUAUGUGUGGACCACCAAAAUACCCUUGUGCUAAUGAUACCUCCAUCUGCCUACAGCCUGAGAAGCUCUGCAAUGGGAGAAGAGAUUGUCCUGAUGGAUCUGAUGAAGGCGAUCUUUGUGGCUGUACUGCAAGACGGGAUCUUAAAUUCAGUGUUCUGGAACAUGUUAAAGAUUACGUUGUAGGCCUAAAUCCUCUGAGAGCUACCUAUGGAUUCCAUGCUGUUCAGGCUCCAGAUCCAUUUGAGGCUUUCAUAAUUUUUUCUAUUCGACAUGAGAUCAGAAGAAUUGAUCUACACAAACGUGACUACAGCCUCUUAGUUCCUGGUUUAAGAAAUACAAUAGCACUUGAUUUUCAUUUCAGUCAGAGUUUACUUUACUGGACAGAUGUGGUAGAGGACAAAAUCUACAGAGGCAAGCUCUCUGAUACUGGAGGUGUUAGUGCCAUUGAGGUGGUAGUACAACAUGGCCUGGCAACACCUGAAGGUCUUACUGUAGAUUGGAUUGCAGGAAACAUAUACUGGAUAGAUAGUAAUUUGGACCAAAUUGAAGUAGCAAAACUAGACGGCACUUUGAGAACGACGUUAAUAGCAGGAGCUAUGGAACAUCCAAGGGCUAUUGCUUUGGAUCCCAGAUACGGAAUUCUGUUUUGGACAGACUGGGAUGCAAAUUUUCCUCGCAUUGAAUCCGCUUCCAUGAGCGGAGCGGAAAGAAAGAUCAUAUAUAAAGAUAUGGAUACUGGAGCCUGGCCUAAUGGCCUUACUGUAGAUCACUUUGAAAAAAGAAUAGUAUGGACAGAUGCCAGAUCGGAUGCCAUUUAUUCUGCAUUAUAUGAUGGAACCGGCAUGAUAGAGAUUAUACGGGGUCAUGAAUAUCUUUCUCACCCUUUUGCUGUUUCUUUGUAUGGGAGUGAAGUAUAUUGGACAGAUUGGCGGACAAAUACACUUGCAAAAGCUAAUAAAUGGACUGGCCAAAAUGUCAGUGUAAUCCAAAAAACAAGUGCUCAGCCAUUUGAUCUUCAGAUAUAUCAUCCAACUCGUCAACCACAAGCUUCCAAUCCGUGUGCUGCUAAUGAAGGCAGAGGUCCAUGUUCUCACAUGUGUCUGAUCAAUCACAACAGAAGUGCUGCAUGUGCCUGUCCACAUCUGAUGAAACUGUCUUUAGAUAAGAAAACAUGUUAUGAAAGGAAGAAAUUUCUUCUUUAUGCAAGACGUUCAGAGAUAAGAGGGGUGGACAUAGAAAACCCAUACUUCAACUUCAUUACAGCCUUCACUGUUCCUGACAUUGAUGAUGUGACGGUCAUAGAUUUUGAUGCCAUUGAGGAACGCUUGUACUGGACUGAUGUGAAAACACAGACCAUCAAGCGUGCCUUCAUUAAUGGGACUGGCUUAGAAACCAUUAUUUCAAGAGAUAUUCAGAGUAUCAGAGGUCUUGCAGUGGAUUGGAUAUCACGUAAUUUAUAUUGGAUUAGCUCAGAAUUUGAUGAAACACAAAUUAAUGUGGCACAUUUAGACGGUUCCUUGAAAACUUCAAUCAUCCAUGGAAUUGAUAAACCCCAGUGUCUUGCAGUUCACCCAGUAAAAGGUAAGCUCUACUGGACGGAUGGUAACACAAUUAACAUGGCAAACAUGGAUGGCAGCAACAGCAAAAUACUCUUUCAGAAUCAAAAAGAUCCUGUUGGUUUAUCGAUAGAUUAUGGGGAGAACAAACUUUACUGGAUCAGUUCAGGAAAUGGAACCAUAAAUAGAUGCAACUUGGAUGGUGGUAAUCUUGAAAUAAUAGAGUCAAUGAAAGAAGACUUAACAAAAGCCACAGCUUUAACCAUUAUGGAUAAAAAGCUUUGGUGGGCAGACCAGAACUUAGCUCAGAUUGGUACCUGUAAUAAAAAAGAUGGAAGAAACCCAACUGUCCUGCGAAACAAAACUUCAGGUGUUGUACAUAUGAAAGUGUAUGAUAAAGCAGCACAGCAAGGUAUUGAAUCAUUUCUUAUGUAUUCUGUUCAUGAAGGAAUUAGAGGAAUUCCUCUUGAUCCAAAUGAUAAAAUGGAUGCUUUAAUGCCUUUAUCUGGAACUUCAUUUGCUGUGGGCAUAGACUUCCAUGCAG
Balearica regulorum gibbericeps (East African grey crowned-crane) is the source of this 2871-nucleotide messenger RNA. The record is from RefSeq and is a predicted model, not a curated record. Lineage: Eukaryota; Metazoa; Chordata; Aves; Gruiformes; Gruidae.